Molecule: messenger RNA, 3105 nt
Organism: Pecten maximus
Lineage: Eukaryota; Metazoa; Mollusca; Bivalvia; Pectinida; Pectinidae
Exons: 4
Coding region: 83-514 (143 amino acids)
Source: RefSeq, a predicted model, not a curated record
UUAUAUACACAGUGAUUGACGCUAGUAGUUCAGUACACCUAUUGGAGUGGGAACUAAUCGGACUAUUCAUCCAACGCUCAAAAUGGCAGACAAAUUGUCAGGACAAUGGGAGACAGACCAGGAACAUGGCAAGAACGAAAACUUUAAAAAAUACCAUACUGCUAUUGGAUUAGGCGCAGAUGUGGUGGAUCAGUUCAGCAAAGUCCGAGAUGCUCUUGAAUAUGAAAUAAACGGGACAAAGAUGACAUGCAAAGUUCUUAUUGGCGGAAAAGUGAUAAAAACCUAUGAUGACAUUGAAGAGGGAAAAGAAGUGUCAAUAGAAGGCGUUGACGGAAAACCAUGUUUGUUCUGUUAUCGCAUUAAAAAUGGUAAAUGGGUAGAAACCUACAAACCAGGUGAUGGCAAAGGCAUAGAAGUUGAAACAACGAAAGUCGUCAACGGAAACAAAUUAACGAUUACCCACAACAUUGUCGGUAAGGAUAUCGCCUAUACCUACACAGCAACUAAGAAGUAGAGCAAGAAGAUUUCUACCUGGAGACACUGGACAUUACACACUUUUACAAAGGAAUCUGUACUGCACGACGGCAAUAUUUCCAUUAUAAUAUAUGUUCACGUUUGUCUUAAUGUGAUGUAGUACUGGCAAGCAGUUGGACAUUUACCAUACGAUGUAUAAUUCUACACGUUAUGAAGAACAUUAAACCAUAAACGUGCCAUGACAUCAGAAACAAGAGUCUUCAUGUAUAUUGCGAUAAAAUGUGUGUUUUAUAUCAUCUAUCUUAUAUAAUUCAAAUAAAUGUUUGAUCAAAGUUAUUAAUUUAAUAAAUAACGAAUUAUUUUGCAAAUAUUAGUUCCUUGUACGAUAUCAAGUCAGACAUGUUCUGAGCCUUAUAUGCCCAGUGGUUCCAUUGCAAUUAGCGUGGUUCCAAUUUUGAGAAUGUGAAUUUACUUUGGUUUUAUCUAAAGUUUCACGGUGGGUAUCGUCUAAAGUUUCAAUGUGAGUAUCGUCUAAACUUUCACGGCGGGUAUCGUCUAAAGUUUCACGGCGGGUAUCGUCUAAAGUUUCACUGUGGGUAUCGUCUAAAGUAUCACUGUGGGUAUCGUCUAAUGUUUCACGGCGGGUGUCGUCUAAAGUUGCACGGCGGGUAUCGUCUAAAGUUUCACGGCGGGUAUCGUCUAAAGUUUCACGGUGGGUAACGUCUAAAGUUUCACGGUGGGUAUCGUCUAAAGUUUCACGGUGGGUAUCGUCUAAAGUUGCACGGCGGGUAUCUUCUAAAGUUUCACGGCGGGUAUCGUCUAAAGUUCUACGGAGGGUAUCAUCUAAAGUUUCAAGGCGGUUGUCGUCUAAAGUUACACGGCGGGUGUCGUCUAAAUUUUCACGGCGGGUAUCGUCUAAAGUUUCACGGCGGGUGUCGUCUAAAGUUUCCCGGUAGGUAUCGUCUAAAGUUUCCCGGUAGGUAUCGUCUAAAGUUUCGCGGCGGGUAUCGUCUAAAGUUUCACGACGGGUAUCGUCUAAAGUUUCACGGCGGGUAUCGUCUAAAGUUUCACGGCGGGUAUCGUCUAAAGUUUCACCGCGGGUAUCGUCUAAAGUUUCACGACGGGUAUCGUCUAAAGUUUCACGGCGGGUAUCGUCUAAAGUUUCACUGUGGGUAUCGUCUAAAGUAUCACUGUGGGUAUCGUCUAAUGUUUCACGGCGGGUGUCGUCUAAAGUUGCACGGUAGGUAUCGUCUAAAGUUUCCCGGUAGGUAUCGUCUAAAGUUUCACGGUGGGUAUCGUCUAAAGUUUCACGGCGGGUAUCGUCUAAAGUUUAACGGUGGUAUCGUCUAAAGUUUCACGGCGGGUAUCGUCUAAAGUUUCAAUGUGAGUAACGUCUAAAGUUUCACGGCGGGUAUCGUCUAAAGUUUCACGGUGGGUAUCGUCUAAAGUUUCACGGCGGGUAUCGUCUAAAGUUUCACGGCGGGUAUCGUCUAAAGUUUCACGGCGGGUAUCGUCUCAAGUUUCACGGCAGGUAUCGUCUAAAGUUUCAAUGUGAGUAACGUCUAAAGUUUCACGGCGGGUAUCGUCUAAAGUUUCACGGCGGGUAUCGUCUAAAGUUUCACGGCGGGUAUCGUCUAAAGUUUCAAUGUGAGUAACGUCUAAAGUUUCACGGUGGGUAUCGUCUUAAGUUUCACGGCGGGUAUCGUCUAAAGUUUCAAUAUGAGUAACGUCUAAAGUUUCACGGUGGGUAUCGUCUAAAAUUUCACGGCGGGUAUCGUCUAAAGUUUCAAUGUGAGUAACGUCUAAAGUUUCCCGGUAGGUAUCGUCUAAAGUUUCAAUGUGAGUAACGUCUAAAGUUUCACGGCGGGUAUCGUCUAAAGUUUCACGGUUGGUAUCGUCUAAAAUUUCACGGCGGAUAUCGUCUAAAAUUUCACGGUAGGUGUCGUCUUAAGUUUCACGGCGGGUAUCGUCUAAAGUUUCACGGCGGGUAUCGUCUAAAGUUUCACGGCGGAUAUCGUCUAAAGUUUCACGGUGGGUAUCGUCUAAAGUUUCAAGGUGGGUAUCGUCUAAAGUGUCUAGGUGGGUAUCGUCUCAAGUUUUACGGCGGGUAUCGUCUAAAGUUUCAAUGUGAGUAACGGCUAAAGUUUCACGGUGGGUAUCGUCUAAAGUUUCACGGCGGGUAUCGUCUAAAGUUUCCCGGUAGGUAUCUUCUAAAGUUUCACGGCGGGUAUCGUCUAAAGUUUCACGGCGGGUAUCGUCUAAAGUUUCACGGCGGGUAUCGUCUAAAGUUUCAUGGUAGGUAUCUUCUAAAGUUUCACGGCGGGUAUCGUCUAAAGUUUCACGGCGGGUAUCGUCUAAAGUUUCACGGCGGGUAUCGUCUAAAGUUCUAAUGUGGGUAUCGUCUAAAGUUUCAUGGUAGGUAUCUUCUAAAGUCUCACGGUGGGUAUCGUCUAAAGUCUAAAUCAUCUGGUAUUCCAAGCAAAUGUAUAUUUUAAUCGUAUUUUGCCCUCGUUUGAAAGAUUUUGAAUAGUGUUGGUAUAUUCUCUUGUUUUGUCUUAGAGCUAAAUUCUGCCAAGGUUUCGAUGUGAACUAAGCAAUAUUGCUCGCAACCUGGUUAAUAAAUUUAGCAUG